This is a messenger RNA of Aspergillus candidus, 722 nucleotides long. Its product is annotated as PaaI family thioesterase. Bases 24 to 542 code for a protein of 172 amino acids. Lineage: Eukaryota; Fungi; Ascomycota; Eurotiomycetes; Eurotiales; Aspergillaceae. Gene Ontology annotation, molecular function: fatty acyl-CoA hydrolase activity. The record is from RefSeq and is a predicted model, not a curated record. The transcript is spliced from 2 exons.
UAAUUAUAAAAUAUACCGCCAUAAUGACCACCUCAACCAUGGCCCGCCCUGCCAGGAAACUAGACGAGUUCGAAGAACUGGUCUACAUGUACGCUGCGCGCAUGGGUCCCCACGACGAGAGUCAAGAGCGCUGGGACAUCGACUCCCAAGCCAGCAAUAUGCGCUUCGAAUCCGCGACAAAAGGGCCCCCCGCCAAAGUCUCCUUCCUCUUCAGCAUCGCUCCCAAAAUGUGUAACUUCCUGGGUAACCUGCACGGCGGAUGCGCGGCUACGCUCGUCGACGUGCUCUCCACCGUCAUCCUGCUGGGCGUGUCCUCGCCGGGCCACUUCUCGCUGGGCGGGGUGAGUCGUAAUCUCAAGAUCACGUAUCUGAGGCCCGUGCCGAGGGGUACGGAGGUGAGGCUGACUUGUGAGCUUGUGCAUGUGGGCCGUCGGUUGGCGCUGUUGAGGGUGGAGAUUUCGCGGGUUGAUAAUGGGAAUCUUUGUGUUGUUGGGGAGCAUGAGAAGGCGAAUACUGAUCCGGAGGUUGAUCAGAGGAUUUAAUUUCUUUAUUUGUAUUUUUUUUUGAGGGGGGGGAUUAUCUACUUGGGUCUUUCUCCCUAUCCUUCUUGUUACUGAGGUGGUGUGCUGGUAUCCAGAUCCUUAUUUGGUCUCAGCUAUAGAGUUGGUCAGAGCUGUGUACAUAUAAAUUCUAAGAGUACAGGAGUGGAUAUGCUGUUAUAG